Molecule: messenger RNA, 503 nt
Organism: Drosophila erecta
Lineage: Eukaryota; Metazoa; Arthropoda; Insecta; Diptera; Drosophilidae
Gene: robl22E
Product: dynein light chain roadblock-type 1
Exons: 2
Coding region: 118-411 (97 amino acids)
Biological process (GO): microtubule-based movement
Cellular component (GO): centrosome; cytoplasmic dynein complex; cytoplasm
Molecular function (GO): dynein intermediate chain binding
Source: RefSeq, a predicted model, not a curated record
ACUCGAAGGGUAAUACACUGAAAUAACGAAAUUUGGUGGGAAUUCAUGAAGUGAACUGAUAGCAACUCAUUUGCACACUGGUCAGCAUCGAAAUUCUCAAAUAGAGUAAAAGCCGGAAUGUCCGCCGAAGUGGAGGAGAUGCUGAAGCGCUUCCAGUCCAUGAAGAACGUCAUCGGCAUAGUUGUGGUGGAUAACGACGGCAUUCCCAUCAAGACGACCCUGGACUACAGCCUGACCCUCCACUACGCGGCACUGAUGCAAACCGUGCGGGAGAAGGCGCGCCAGGUGGUCCUGGAUCUGGACGCCACCAACGAGUUCACCUUCCUGCGGCUGCGGACCGAGCAGCACGAGCUGAUGCUGUGCCCGCAGGAGGAUUACUUCAUCGCGGUGAUCCAGAGCCCCAGCGACUAGAGUGGAGUUAAGCAGGCUAUAUAUUGUACUAUAUAUGGGGCAGAGUGUUCAGUAAAUGUUAUUAAACUACCAGCAUUUCGUCAUUAACAGCA